AUGUCAGCGGCAAGGCUCGGCGAUUUCGCAGGACAAGGAACCGUCCAAGAGGAGCUGCUGUGGGCUGCUGCCGGCGGCAUCGUCUAUGGUGCAACCGCCACUCUGCUGGGACAGCCUCUGGACACCAUCAAAACGAAGAUGCAGACUGAUCCGCUCACCGGCAGAGCAUCCGGCCGUCCGGGCACACUGCAAGUUGCCCGCCAGAUCCUGCAGACUGCUCACGAAAGGACAGCUGGCGAGCUUACGCACUCCCGACCUGUUCGGAAAGUAGCUGGCUUCUACAGAGGUUCGUUGCCUGUCCUCUGUGGCUCCGUCAUCUUCAGAUCCGUGCCCUUUACCGUGUACUCGGGAGUUCACGCCUCCCUCGAGCCAGCCUUCUUCGGCACCUUGGAUCCCUUCCUGGGCGUCGAGGGGCGGAUCUGGCUCAGUGGCGCCGUAGCCGGAUUGGGCCGUGCCGUGGUGGAGAACCCCUUUGAGGUCUUGAAGACCCAGAAGCAGGUCAGGGGCCUGGACUACCAGCAAAUCUUGAAAACCCGGCGUCUUUGGCAAGGCCUCUCUGCGACGUGCAGCCGGAAUGUGGUCUUGGUCACGCUGUUCUUCGUCCUUUCUGACAGGUUGAACCGCUCCAGCGAGCUGGUAAACUUCCUAGACUUCCGGCAGCAUCCUUUCUUGCGAGGCUGCAUAGUAACAAGCUGCUGUUGGCUAGCCGCUUGGCCGCUGGAUGUGAUAAAAAGCCAGCUGCAGAGCGAGGUGCUGGGCUCCCGGGCGGAGGCGGAUGCAGGUGUGGGCAGACUCGGUGGACUGCUUGUGGGGGCAUGGCGGCAGAGACGAUUCUACCGCGGCCUCCCUGCCGGGCCCCUUCCCUCAGCCAAGAAGCAAGCAAGGGCAGGUCAUUGGCACGGGCUCGGCUUGUUCGUGCAUGCUUGGCCAACGGCGCUGCCAUGCGAACAAGUUCAAGCAGACACAUCGGGGACCGGAAUUGGCCGCUUGCGUGGCCUGUGCACUUCGGGCCAUGCUCCUGAAACCUUGUCACCUUACCGCGAGGCCCACCCUGCCGCGGAAAGAGGCGCCUCCCUCGGGCCAGGCAGGUGCGACGGCGACGACAGCGAGAGGGCCGAGGUUUCUGCUGGCCGAGGGCUCGGAGAUGGGUGCAAGGGAGCCUCUUCGACAGGAGUCACUGGUAAGUACAUGCGGGCUACAGCAUGGCAGGAUGCGAAGCUGUUGAGACCGCUCCCCGCGCGCUACACGCCUUUGCGUUGCUACGAGUGGCCACCGUCACAGGUGACAGCGUGGACGGCCAACUCUUUGGCCGAUGCAGCGGCGAAGAAGUGUGCGGCCUUUCGACCUUCGAAGUCUCCCGGCUACGCUGAGCACUUCAGUCUGAUGAACGAGUGCUUCGGCAACCGCGCCUUCAAAGUGCUCCCUCCCAGCUUCUCAGAUCCAGGCCGCCAGGAGCGGCCAUCGAGCAGGGCAUCAGCUCCCGCCAAGGUGACCACGACAGCCUCCGCCCCGCGGAGGCAGCCCGCCGAGGUGCCCGUUGCACGUGGACGCCCUCGCUCGAGGUAG
This is a messenger RNA of Symbiodinium necroappetens, 1566 nucleotides long. The record is from the annotation of a GenBank genome assembly. NCBI's taxonomy places the organism in Eukaryota, Dinophyceae, Suessiales, Symbiodiniaceae.